CGGACGCGCUAUCUCCGAGACCGCAACGACUGUACUCUUCACUGAGGACUGAUGUUGAGCUUGACUCAUGAUUAUAGUUUUCGAAGGUCCAUGGCUUCUCGACACAAUAGUGUUCGCAGGGGCCAAUCAACACGAUGCGCCUCCCAUCUGGCCCGCCGCCGAUAAUACGCGUCGCCAAUGGCACUUUCUACCGCCACCAACCGACCUCCAUCGCAACUUCGGCAUCGGCAUCUCACACACCUGGGGCUGCACACGCCCAUCCGAAUCCGGCCUUCUUCAAGGACCUAACCUUCGAGCUACCAUCACGAAGCGAGUUUCCGCAAAACUGGUGCAUCGUCGGCCCGUCCCUCUCCGGCAAAACCACCUUCCUGCAGAUUCUCCGCGGCCAGCACGUCUGCUCCCCCCCGACAGCCAGGUCCUUCCCCUACCUCGCCACCGACGAAGUUCCCCACCACUUGCGCACACCGUCUCGCGCGAUCCAGUAUGUCGGCUUUGACUCCCAGGGCGGAGGCGUCGUCGCGCCCGCCGCAGCAACCUACCUGUCGGCGCGGUACGAGUCUCGGAGGGAAAUCACGGAUUUCUUGCUGCGCGACUUCCUCCUGGGCAAUAUGCAGCUGAACCCGUCCAAGCUGCCCGACGACGAGGGCGUCGACGAGAAACUGCUGAAGCGGGUGCUGGUGGAUCUCCGGCUCGAGAGCCUGCUCGACCUCCCCGUGACAUUCCUGUCCAACGGCCAGGGCCGGCGGGCGCGCAUUGCGCGGGCGCUGCUCACGAGCCCCGAGCUCCUCCUGCUGGAUGAGCCGUUCAUGGGCUUGGAUCCGCCGACUGUGACUGGGCUGAGUCCGCUGCUGCACUCGCUGGCGGAGAAGGCGAGUCCGAGGCUGGUGCUGAGUGCCAGGCCGCAAGACCCUUUGCCAGAGUGGAUCACGCAUUUGGUGUACCUCAGGACGGAUGCCCAGAUCGGCGCCAUGGGUUCCAAGGACACUGUGCUGGAGGGAUUGAGGGAGUACGUGCGAGGGGUGCGCAACGGCGCACUCGCCGAGGAUGAGACGCUGCCUGUGCAUGCGCUGAGUGAGAUGGGGAGGACUCUCACCAACCAUGGCAUCACCGGCAAAGGCAUUGCCGAGGAUUUUUCUAUUAGCUUGGCUAGGACAAAUGCCAAGGCUGCGACAAGUAAGAGCCUAGGGGAGCCGCUGAUCGAGAUGAACGGCUGCAAGGUCAAGUACGGCGACAAGGUGGCUCUGGGUAACUGGACCGAAGAGCGAGACGGGCAAAAAUUCGAUGGACUGUACUGGACCGUCCGGCGGGGAGAGAGAUGGGGCGUCUUUGGACCAAACGGCUCCGGCAAGACAACCAUCGUCUCCCUCCUCUGCUCUGACCACCCGCAGACCUACUCCCUCCCGAUCAAGCUGUUUGGCCGCAGCAGACUGCCCGAGCAGGGAUCCGGCGAGCGGGCCCUGACCUUCUGGGAUAUCCAGUCGCGCAUCGGCCACUCGAGCCCCGAGAUCCACCGGCACAUGCCGCGCAACUUGACGGUGCGGCAGGUGCUUGAGAGCGCCUGGGCAGACACCUUCCGCAGCAAGCCGAAGCUCGACAGCAGCGCCACGGAGCAGGUCGAGGCCACGCUGAGGUGGUUCGAGCACGAGCUUAACCCUGGCGUCUACAGGCAGUCGCAGCAGCAGUCUGCGUCCGACCUGGCUUGGGCCAGCGACUACAUGUUUAGCGAGCUGUCGUUCAGCGCCCAGCGCAUCCUGCUCUUCCUCCGGGCCAUCAUCAAGCACCCCGACGUGGUGGUGCUCGACGAGGCGUUUGGAGGCAUGGACGACGCCGUCCGCGACAAGUGCAUGCUUUUUCUCGCGUACGGGGAGGAGAAAAUGUACUCGGUGAGUUCCAAACAGGGGAGGGGGUCGUUGACAGCGGCGGCCGUGGUCGACAGCCCUGCGGUAAAGGCGGGCACUGUCAAGGUGAAGGGUCUCUCGGCGCGGCAGGCCCUGAUUUGUAUUAGCCAUGUUAAAGAGGAGGUGCCCGACUGCGUGAGCAAGUGGCUGUGCCUGCCCGAAGCUAACACGGGGCUCCCCGCGAGGUUUGGGCGGUUGGACGGUCCGCUGCGGGCCAGCUCAAGGCACUGGGCCGAGAUUUGGAGUGUUGGGCAGGGAAUGUGAACGGGUAGGCAGUGAACAUCAAUGCAAACUGGAUGUACAUACAUGAGGCACCAUCACAGACAGUGAGUGUCUACACAGUAUUGUGCAAGGGGCGGGUGCAGGGGGGACGUUAACCCUAACCCAC
This is a messenger RNA of Parathielavia appendiculata, 2286 nucleotides long. RefSeq names its product P-loop containing nucleoside triphosphate hydrolase protein. The transcript has a single exon. Bases 135 to 2162 code for a protein of 675 amino acids. The record is from RefSeq and is a predicted model, not a curated record. NCBI's taxonomy places the organism in Eukaryota, Fungi, Ascomycota, Sordariomycetes, Sordariales, Chaetomiaceae. Gene Ontology annotation, molecular function: ATP hydrolysis activity; ATP binding. Gene Ontology annotation, cellular component: mitochondrion.